Molecule: messenger RNA, 2006 nt
Organism: Amaranthus tricolor (Joseph's coat)
Lineage: Eukaryota; Viridiplantae; Streptophyta; Magnoliopsida; Caryophyllales; Amaranthaceae
Exons: 3
Coding region: 139-1191 (350 amino acids)
Biological process (GO): fatty acid metabolic process
Molecular function (GO): fatty-acyl-CoA binding
Source: RefSeq, a predicted model, not a curated record
AUCUAAAAACAAAAACAAAAACAAAAAAACCCCGCCAAGCUAGAUUUUGCCUUAUAAAAGUAAACUCAUCUUGUAAGAGUAUUUUUUUCCCCUGCUUGGAAUAUACUUUGCUCCUUUUCUUGUAAAUUAUACUCUUAUAUGCUUUUGAAAAGUGCUUUCUUCUGUAUUUCAUCUUACUUGUUAAUUUUUCUGUCUCUGUUUUUCUAUCUAUUUCAUCCUCUAUCACUGUUCAAAAGUAUGGAUCUUUUCUAUGAAUUGCUUAAAGAAGCAUGUACUUAUUUUCUGCUUUCUGUUUUAGUUGUAAGAUUUAUAUCUUUGAUAGUUUCUUUUGAUGAUGAUGAUGAUAAUUUUGUUUCUGGGUCUAUCAAUAAUAAUGGGGUUAAUUUCUCUGCAACCGUUGAUUAUUAUCAUGUUGUAAAAAAUAAUGAUGAUCAUGGGAAGAACAAUCAAAAGCUAUUAAGUGAUUAUGAUGAUGAUGAUGAUGAUCAUAGAUUGAAGGUUUUUACCCUUAUGACCCACAAAGAGAAUGAAGGGAUUAUUCUUAAGGACAUUGAUUUAAGUUCAAGGCUACUCAAGAAUGUCAUCUUUGAUGAAGAAAAAUUGAAUUCCGAUGGAUUUGAUGAAAAUUUGGUUGACCUAGGGCAUGAAAUUGGGGGUUUUGAAGAUAAAUUUGGUGGGAAUUUCGAAAUGGGUAAUAAAAUUGUGGAAAUUGAUUGUAGGAAAGAAUUAAGGGAAUGUAAUGAGGAUGGAAGUCAUGAAAUUAGUGAGAUUUUGGGUAGAGAUCAAGUUUUGAACUCGAGCAACGUGUGUAAAGGGGAGAUUAGUGGGAGAAAAUUGGAUGAUGAAGGAAUUUUAAGUGAUGAUGAAGAAUGGGAAGGGAUUGAGAGAAGUGAAUUGGAAAAGAGAUUUGCAAAAGCCAUGAAUUUGGUGGGCUGUAAAGAUAAUCAAGAGAUUUUGAUGAAGAUGGGUAAUGAAGUUAAGAUGAAAUUGCAGGGUUUGCAGAAGAUUGCAAUGGAGGGAAUGUGCAAUGAACCUCAACCUAUGGCACUUAUGCGCUCUGCUCGUGCUAAGUGGAAUGCAUGGCAGAAACUGGGGGACAUGAGUCGAGAAGAUGCAAUGGAACGGUACAUCAAACUUCUUUCGGACAGUAUGCCCAAGUUAAUGGAAAGCCAUUCUUAUGCGAAAGAAUGAUCCAUGCUGCUCACCUCCGACCAUAUCUUACGUAUGAUUCAACCUGUGGAUUGAUUCAUGAACCACGAUUUAACAUUCACGAUACCUCGACAAAAUUGGGAAACUUCGGUUUUGCUUUUUACUUUCUGGGUUUUGUGAUUGUGAUUAUUUGCCUUUUGACAUACAAAAGGCUAGUUUUUAGGGGCUUUGCUCAUUGUUAUUGAUAUAAAAAAUAUUCUAUUUGAAUAAUCUAUCAUGUAACUCUGUAGAUAUAUUAGAUAUUUGGGUUUUACACAAUUCUUUGUUAGAUUCUACUAUUAAGACAGACAUUUAGACAAUACUCUUCUAUCACAUUGAGAUUGCUAUAUUACGUACAACAAUGAGAGAACUUUUGAUUUAAAAUGUAGCAAUCUUAACGGUACAGAGGAAUAAGCUAUCUUUGGGAUGUUAUUAUUACAUCUUUCUGCUCAUCUUAUGAUAUUCUAAUACAAAUACUACUAUCUAAAUAUUAUUCCUUAAUUGCAAUGAAAGAUUCAAGAUAUCUUAGAAAUACUGUUACAUAUGUAUUUGAGAAUUCAGUGUUGCAGGUUUGCUUGUAAGUUUUAAAUUGUAGUGUAAACCAUCUUAUUCAUUACUUGUCUGAUAGUCUAUUCUUAGGACUGAAUAUCAAUCUUGGAGUGUGUUGCAUCCCUUCUAGAAUUGGGAUCGUAUCUGCGGCCGGGUCCGUAGGUUCCACCAUUGCCUCCACCUCCGCCUCCGCCUCCGCCUCCACCUCCACCUCUGUAUCCACGACCACCAUUGCCCAUACCGGGACCACCAAUUCCUCCACCUCCACC